GUUCCUUUUUUUAAUAUCGUUUAACAAAGAUCUUCUGUAAACGUUGCACUCCAGACUUAGCGAUCGGCUGCACUGGCUCGGAUAUUCGCCAAGUGAUCUGGUCGUCCAGACAUCUGUCGCGCCAGCGAGACGCCGGCCCGCUGAAUGGCUGUUAGGUACUGUGUGUAUGUUGACAGAGAGGUCACGCGCGCUGGCUGGCGGCUUUGGCGGAGCUAACGACCCAAUAUCAGACAGAAUCUUUUUCACAAACUUCUAACGGCGCCAGACGUCUCGUUUUGUGCCAAGCAAUUCGAUUUUCCAGCUGAUACCAUCAUGAAAUGGUAGCAUCUUCGGUGCAAGUUUGUGUAAAUGUGAUAAUGCACGGCAGACAGACAGAGAUCCCUGUCUGGCUUUAUGUCUGCAUUUCAAUGAUUUUUAAAGAGGAGAUUGGUAAGCGGGCAGAUUCACUCUACUUUUCUUUCACUGGGAAGGAAAUAUUUCACAAUGGAGAUUGAAAAAGCCUUUUCAGAGUCAGUGGACAAUAUCAUGAACUUUGCUGAAAUUUUGUACAAAUGCACUUUGUGUACAACCCUGCCCUCGAUCCUGACCUCCAAAAAUAGCUUUGUAUCUCAUGUCAAAGGUCAACACUUUAAGCAGAAUCUCACAAGAUGCCCUGUGUGUUCUCUAAGUUUCGAAACAGAGGAGGACCUCUAUGCCCACUCAAAGUCAUCUCACUGUGUUGACGUUGCAUUUAAGGGGGAAGAGGAUCCAGAUUCCCAUCCACAGGACGAGGAAGUCACGUCUGCUGACGAGUCCUCAAUCUCCAAGCAGGAAAAAGAAGUGGAGAAAGACGAAAAAUGUGUUAAUAUGAUUAACACAGAGUGUGACAAAUACAGCUCCAUUGGUCACAAAGUAAACAGUGAAAUCACAAACAUAUCAGCUCAAUCAAUGGAGAGACCUUUUAUGAUGAAUCUUGAUGGCCAGAAUGUCUCUGAUGUGAUGGAGCCUUCAUGGCCCGAGAGCAGACCAAAGGUCAAUAUUGAGUAUGGACUAGAAAACUCUGUCCGUCAGCAUCCAUGUACAAACAAUUUGUCCAAAAUUCAUGCAGUGGCUGACCAAAUUUUGGCAGUGAAUUCUACCAGAUCUAAGCCUGCUGGGAACAGUAUGAUUUUCUCUCCUGGAUUCACACCAGAAUUCGGAAAGUUUACAAAACUUGUAAGAGAGGGAGGAAAUAUUGUGUAUUUUUGUCAAGUAUGUAAUUGGAAGUCACAGAUUAAGUCCCAUUUCCAAAGUCAUUGUCAAGGAAAAGUUCACAAGGAGAAACUAAAAUGCGCAGAAGAACAGGGAGAUGAAAAAUCUCCCUCUCCGACACCGAAAAGGGAACAGAAUAGUAAAGAAAAACAGUGCGACUCAAUGACGGAAAGUCCUGUGAAUUUAUCAGUGGAAAAUGUGAAUGGCUUCUCUACAGUUCAUUCUCCUGUGAUUUCAGAGAGAAAUAAAUCGGAGCGACAAAACAAGAGAAAACGAAGUGUGCCCAUUUCUCUACGAAAUCAAAGUUCUGAUCGAGAUGGAUGGCAGUCCAGUGACUCUGAGUCCGAUUCUCCAGACAUAAGUAGGAGUAGACCUUUUCACAGUGGUAGGACGCCUGUGAAGAAAAGAUACUCAAAGGAGAAUAAACCAAGUCCUAAUGCUGAAGUUAGGCCAAAGUUAGACAACUCCUGCAGACCUGCUUUACAUGUGAACUCCGAUUCUGACAGUAAUCACAUACAGGGCUAUCAUAAUCCAGGAAAUCCAUCAAUGACACUUUCCUCAAUAGGCUACAGAGAUGAAGAUCCUACAAAAUUUCCUUUUGGUCUGUACAAUCAAAUUCAUAAUCAAAUUUUAUGGAAUUUGAGCAAUAAGUCUGUAGAAAAAGGGAAGAAGACCAUAGAUUCACCACUGCCAUUUUUAGAUCGACUUUCAUACCCAAACAGUAAAUCUAUUUCAUCAAGCAGUCCCCAUAUUUCUCCUCCAGGAGGACCCCCAUUCUGUCCAGAGCUUUCAAAAUCUGAUUCGGAAUUCAUGUAUAGGUGCUCCUUAUGCUCAUUUGGAUGUAACAAAAUUCAGGAAUACAGGACUCAUUUUGAGUUUCAACAUGAGCAAGGAAAUUCAGUGAACGAGCAGGGUCCACUUUUUGGAAGUGAAGGGAAGGAGUUAUGGAAAGUGAACAAAAUCAAGGAAUGUUUGACAGAUUUGAUCUGUCUGUUCCCAAAGGGUAACGUUUCCCGAGAUCUCCUGCUUCAGAAGAUAAGUUCUGUAGCCCAGUUACCUGAGGCCAUCCACUGGGGCCCUGCUUGUAACCGGGCUGUCCGAGAAAUCUUUCCAGACACACUAGCUCAAAGAAAGGGGAAGUUCAAAAAAACUUAUUUCUUUGGUGUUUCAUUCAUCGAGCAAGUCCAGGAACCAGCAGACGAUCUCAGUGACCCUGAGUUAAUGCAGUAUCAGCCCCUUAGAGACAUGUCACAGGAUCUAGAGAAGAUUCUGGAACAUCUUCACAAUCUUGUACAAUUUUCGGAUGACAUGGAAUGUUCGGUGUCCAGAGAUGAUCUUCUGACGGUGUUACAUAAACGCAUUGAUGAGCCAGAUGUCUUGUACUGGGGAAUGCAGUGUAACAGAGCUAUCAGAAUAGUCUUUCCGUUGGUCAUUAUCAAGCGAAAAGGAAAGUUCAAGACUACAGUAUACCAAGGUGUUGAUUUCAAAGAGGAAGUAAAGAUGGAACUUCAACAAUUGCCAUUAUCCUUGCCAAAUAAAAAGGGGCGUCCUAGAAAAAUCAGUUCUGAAGAUUCAGGGGAGAUGUAUCAGAUGGGAAUGAGCUGGACUGAUGCCAUUCGGACUGGACAUAGCGAGACAUAUAAAAUGUACACCAAUAUUCACGUUCCUCGACCCUUUAGCAGUGAACACCUGUCAGUGACUCGUGGGUGGGGCCCCUCCUUAGUUUAUCAUGACACUGGAGACCCCCAAAAGCAGAGUCCCAUCACAAAUCCCUCACUGCUUUCACAGAAAAAGGACAAUGUGAAACUUGCAGAACAAUCAGAUCUUGAAGUCAAAGGCUCUGGGGAAGAUUCUUUAUCAAACAUUUCAUCAUUGAAUGAUUACUACUGGUUAAGUGGACCCAAGACAAAGUCUUGUUUAAGUAAAAAAGGAAGAGAACAAGCAUUUCAAAGUGAAAAACAGACAGAAAAUGAUUUCAAUGAUUUGAGUGAAAAUAAACACAUCUUAAGUCAGAAUGAAGAUGAUCAUAGUGAUGAUAAUGAAGAUGAAAAUACAGAUGAAGAUGCAGAUGAUGAAGAAAGCAUUGGACCAAAUGUUGAAGACAAAGAUAUUGACUGAAAAAACAUAUUGUGGAAUGUUGUGUUGUGGUAUUUUAUACCAUCAAUUCAUUUCUGGGGAUAUUAUAGAAGAGAGUGAAAGAGAGAGUUGAUUUUGAUUGUUAUUUUGUCAGUUAUACAUAUUUGUUGAUGCAAACUUAAUAAAGAAGUGCUAAACCAUUGAUAGGUAAUUU
Messenger RNA from Saccostrea echinata, 3520 nucleotides. RefSeq lists its product as uncharacterized. Bases 484 to 3348 code for a protein of 954 amino acids. NCBI's taxonomy places the organism in Eukaryota, Metazoa, Mollusca, Bivalvia, Ostreida, Ostreidae. The transcript is spliced from 9 exons. The record is from RefSeq and is a predicted model, not a curated record.